AUGGGUAAAAAGGUGAAAAGCGGAAUCAGCAACUCUAGUACUUGUCCUUAAAAAAAUAUUUUGUGUGUUUUUUGUAUGUUUUUUGUAUGUUUUUGUCAAGAGCUAGGUAUUGGGGUACUAUCUAAAAUUAGACAUUAUGCAAACAGAAACAUAUUACUUCAAUUAUAUUAUUCACUUAUUUACCCCCUCCUCACCUACGGUUUAUCAAUUUGGGGCAAUACUUAUAGUUCUACUCUCAGACCUUUGAUAAUUCUUCAAAAGAAAGCAACACGUAUUAUAACUUUUUCGGAACCAGGUGAUCACUCUGAGCCUCUUUUUAAGAAAUUAAACAUUCUUAAAUUAACUGAUCUUGUUACCCUUCAUAAUGCACUCCUCAUGUAUAACUAUCACCAUAAUCGUCUUCCAUCUUCCUUUGAAAAUUCUUUAAAACGGUAGCAUCCAUACACUCAUACAAUACCAGGCUUGCUUCUAUAUCAACCUAUUACCUCAAUUCUAUCAAAACAAACUAUGGUAAAUUCAACUUUCGCUUUGCGGCUGUAAAAGUUUGGAAUAACCUUGAUGAAAGCAUUAAACACCUCCCCCUUAAAUCCUUUAAAAACAAAGUCAUGUUAAACAUCUUACAGUCUUACUGUUCGUGAGUCUUUUUUUUUUCUUUUUCAUUUUUUUCCUUUUAUCUAUUUACAAAUUCCUUGUUUGUUCUACCUUUAGUGCCAACCUACUUGCUAUGCCUGAACAUUAUUUAGCUUUACUCAGCUCUAUUAGCUUUUUAGUUAUUCUGAGUAAAUGUUACCUUUUUUUGUAUUAAUAUAUUAUUUUGUAAAUUAAGUUAACUUUUAUUUGGUAAUAUAGCUUAUGUUGUUGUUAGAUCAUAAUAGGACUUGGGGACCUUCUAUCCCAUACUGCCUGUUCACCUUUUGUUCUGAGCCCGUAGUAAUGUCGCAUUGCGGCUUUCCAGGUUCUUGCGCGGGGACUGGGCUUCACACCGUCAAAGUUGCGUCGUUGUAAACUUCGUUUGAAGUUGAUGGGUUUUCUCUGCUUUGAAAGGUAACGUUUUUUAUCCUUUGUAAAAGAUCUUAAAAUCAGAAUCCUGCUGCAAACUGUAAGAAAUUGUUUCGCCUGUCAUCUUAUCGCUGAAAGUUUUAUUUAGCGAGAGCUGUAAAUCGAGGACAGCCAAGUAUUUCUAAAGUUACUACAUGUACAGUACUCCAGUUGAACCUCUCUCCACAACGGCCGCCUUGGGGACAGAAGAACGUAGCCGUUGUAGAGAAUUAAUGUAUGGACUGUCCGCCAAAAGGCCAAAAAAGGUGCCGUUGUAGAGAGGUUUUAGCAAGAGUCAAUGUAUGAACUGUCCGCCAAAAAAAGUGGCCUUUGCCUUUGGCCGUUCGUGGACGUUCGACUGUAUUUCAGUAUAAAUUUUUUCAAAAUUAAAUUAAUUUAUAAAAUGCUCCAUUUCUGAUGAUUUCUAUAAACCUUUAAGCUCUAACGCAGAUAAAGAGGACAUAAGAGUUAAACUGACUUCUCUGUAUUGUUACGUAGAAAGCAUAAAACGUGGUAACAUCAUACAUUGUAUGACUGUUUGUCAGUUUACUUUGUCUCUUUUUGUAGCCAGAUGUAAUACAAAGUGAAAAGAUCAAACAGAACAACAUAUGCACAAUGGGAAAUACAGGCCUUGGGAAACACAGAGACGUUCAUAGCUCAGAUUCAACCUUGGAGUUUGAAACUGGCAAGAAAAUGUUCCCCAGUGAACAUGAAGCCAAGAGGAUUUUGUCAGGUGCGUUGAAAUGUUGUAUCAGGACAAACUGCAUGAGAUGAAGAGUGCCUUAUUACUUUACCCUUUAAGCCCCAAUAUCCACAUACAAAUUCUCCAAACUGAUCUCCAUAGAUUUUCUUAAGAAUUACUUGAGAGAAUUUGAUAAAAGAUCAUGGCAUUUUCCCUUUGGUGAUCAUUUUAUUAGUUCUCAUAACUUUAUCUCUUGACAAUGUAUGGAUAUUAUUAGGAGAAAUUUGUUUUUGGUCACUAUUGGCACUUAAAGGGUUAAUACUUGCCAAAGCACACAAAUUAUGCAUAUGUCACAUCCAUUCAGAUUGAAAAUCCCAAUCACACCCCUUAUUGGCCAGCUCAAGGGUGAUUAGCCAAAUACUAUUCACCUCCCAACAACCAACGAGAAACAAGUAGCUUUUGAGAAUUAAAGUGGACUUUUUAUUGAGCUCCAAAAUAGUGGAAUUUUGGUACUGAAGAUCAUUCAUUUGAUCACCUAUUUUACCAUGUGACUUUGUGAGGAGGAUCAAUAUGCAUUGCAUGGUGUGCAAGAUUUCAAAAUAAAAAUUCCUAGCAUUUGACUAGCCUGAAUUUCAUCCGAUUACUUCGAGUCGUUAUUACUCCCUCAGUAAUGUCUGAAUCGACCGGCCGUUAACCCAUUCGCCCCUGAACCGCCCGUAACCGCCCGUGUGGAUCCAGGUCCUUUCUACCCUUUGUGAUGUCAUCAGUUUUAACGGUCAAGGACAACUUUCUUCGCUAACUGGUGCAGAGUGAAGAGAUCUUUCAAACCAUACCAGAAUGAGCAAAAUUCAGUCAAGGACACCGGAGAAAGAAGCAAAAAAACCACCUGACAUGGACCUGAAAAUCUCCAUGAAAAUCUUGUUCCAUUGCCCACCUACCUUUCCUUUCACCUAAUCCUAAGUUCCUAAAAGCUUUCCUAAAAACUAUUCCCACCAAAAUGAAGCCUACUAAAUGCCUAGCAAGAGAAAAAAAAAAUGAGGCAUCUUUUCGCUUUUUUCUUCCCUCCUCUCUUUCGCUUUUCAUUUUCAGUUCUGACGACACAGUGAAAAUUUGGGUUAAACUAUCUCGAAAUUUUGCUUUCUCCGCAUGCCCAAACUUCGCAAGCUGAUAUUUUGCAUCUGGAUCAGAAGGCCGCGAAGUGUACGACCUGUAAACCGGUUUGUGGUAAGUUUUAGCUCUUUAUAGCACAACAGUGACCAGAAAACCACUCAACUACCUUCAAAACGCGUUUUUCGGCAAAAUCUCCAGGAGCGAAUGGGUUAAUGCCAUCCAGUGACCUCAUUACUCCUUGACCUUUGCUUUUAUUCAUGCAAAAAGUGAAACACGAUUUUCAAGUGGCAAACCGAGAAAUAUCGUUUGGAAAUGUCUGCAUGAUACAGAAUUGCUUUAUUUUUUUCGAUUGUAAUUCAUGUUUAAUGUUCAAACUAUCAACGGCAUGCAGUAAAAAUCUGAACCGGUUGUACUAAAUUCUAUAAUCAAGCUCGGUCGCAAUCACGCAAUGAAAUAAACACACACAUGGAACACUUAGUUCAAAAACACAAUGAUUUGCUUUAAUUGAAAAGAAGCUAUUUGUUCCUUAACGAAGAAAAAAAAACAAGGAGACAAGAAAGAAAAGCUAACAGAAUCAUUACACUUGACGGUAAAGAUAGCAAGAAGGUCGAAUUACAACAUUGAUCUCAGAAAACUUCGCGUAAACAAAAUCACUGGCCGCCGAAACCACAAAGCGGCUCUAAAUGAAAAACCUACCGACUCUACGCAAUGAUUCUUCAUUCACAGUUCAAUUUAGCAUUUCAGUUUCGAAGGCAAGGGCAAUUUUGCUGUUUAAGAUAAAGAUUACAGGUAAGCUCAUCGAAAUGUUUGAACUAAGCGAAAGAAUGCCAGAGAUGUGAUGGCUGAAUAUCAAGCAACUCAAAAGCGACAAUCCCGCUAAAUUUUUCAUAAUAUACAUAAUUAUGCGAAUGUUAAGGCAAUCAACCAAUCAAUCACUACCCGGUUUUCGGGUAGUGAUUGACGUCACUGGACAGCAUUAACUGCCGGUCGAUUCAGACGUUGUUGAGAGGAGAAAACGACUCGAAGCAAUCGGAUGAAUUUCAGGCUAGCAUUUGACCAGAAAAAAUUAAUUCUUUGGUUUGAUAGUUACUUGUCUGUUCCAUGUAUUUCCUAAAAUCAAUUUAUUUAUUGCUAACAAAAGUGUUGGUUAAAGUGGUGGAUAUUUUACAGUAAGGAGACCGCUUUUGAUUUAUUCAAAUUCUUUGGUGCAGAUUUAAUCCAAUCAGAAGCCAGUUGGAAACUGUCCUCAACUUCUGAUCUGUUAAUGUCUGCUUGAAAGAUUUAUGAGUUAAGUAAAGGAGGUCACCCUUUUGGGCCCCUUGCUGUAAUACCCAGCCACAAAGCGGCAAGGUAAAUAACCAUCACUUUUUUUCACUUCCUCUUUGGUUAAUUACUGUUAUUAAUAGAUUCCCUUGCACUAGAUAUAUAAAUUUAUGAAUCAAGGGGAAUAAGGAGUCUCUGAUGACCUUAUUCCACACAUUCACUCAAAAUAUAAUUCACUUACUCAUGUAUAAACUAAUCUCUAGCAAGGGAACCAGAUAUGGACAGCUACAGUGACUAUGAUUAUGAAGAUGAUGCCAUGGAGCCGGAGCCACCACAGAAAAGAACAAUACCAACAGUGUUUAGAUGGGAGAACGGCGGCAGAGACGUCCUACUGGCUGGGAGUUUUAAUGAAUGGAAAGCUAGGAUUCCCAUGAACCUGAGGUUAGUGUUAACCAUUUUGUGAUCCUGUAUUUAAAUUUCAGCCCUACCAAAAUUGUUGAAAAGGGUUCAUAUACUGGCUCUAUCAUUUACCGUUAGUUAAAUUCUUAUAGUGAUAUGAGGAUGGCCUGAAAAAAGAAGGUCUUGCAGUAGCCUUGCUUCUUUUUUUAGGAGAAUUUUUGCUCCUUAAAGGUCCAUACCAGGCUAUUUUUGACAAUUCAAGGUCAAUUAACAAUUAUUGAGUUAUUCCAGAAAAAUGUACACACCCCCCUCCAACUGAAGACACAAUUUUAUUACUCCCCCCCUCUUCCACCUGGAUUUCCAAAAUUGCUUGAGCUGCUCUCCCCUCAGGAUUUCUAGAGCACUUUGAUUAUUUUUCUCUUUACUACAUAUCUUAGGCACCUUUUUGCUAAUAUUUAAAGGAAGUGUACACAUGUUCUGUUUUUGUAAGUUUAUAUUAUCAUUGUUCUAUGUUAUUUUCUUUUUGUAGUCAAGGAGAAUUUUCAGCUAUAAUUGAGCUUCCUGAAGGAGAGCAUGAAUACAAGUUUUGUGUUGAUGGGCGCUGGAUUCACGACCCGAAUGCUGUGAGUAGUACAAGAUAAUUUAAAGGAGCUGUGUCUCGAAAUUCAGCCAAAUUAGGAAAUUACAAAAUGCCUGUUAAAUUAAGAGAAACGCAAAAAUAGCCUCUUAAGGUAAUUCCCUUGUUUUGCACUGCACACCCUCUACUGCGCAUAACAUUGCCACAUCCAAGAUGGCGGCGGUUCUUCUCACUAGCGGUAAAAGAACAAACAAGGGCCGCUUUUGCAGAGCUUAAGCUUUUAUUCGCAAUAAUAAUGCCGCAGAUCGGCCGACAGCUUCCUGGUUUGCUAUCGAAAGACAAGAAAAUGAAAGAAAUGUGCGUGAUCCCCAAGUCUGCAGUGAUUUUUCACUUCGCGGCCGUCGGGUUGUGGAAUUAUUAAAAUGUACUGGCUGAGACUUUGGAUUAUGGGGGCUGUGAAGCCUGUGGAACAGCUCUACGGCUCUCCAACUGCAUUAAUGAGCCAGUAUCUUGCCUGGGAUCGCUACUGUACAUAUUUUGUUCAAACUACGAGAGUGGAGAGAAGAAUAUUUUUGGAACAAAUAAGACACACCGUAGCACCAGAACCACGCGAGGGAGACCAGUAGACACGAGUUCUGCUGCUGAAUUCACAUUUUGCUGUGUAUAGAAACCAAACAAGCGAACAUAUGAAGAAUAGGAAUCAAUAGUCUUUUCUUUAAGUUUCUUUGUCAAGCAUUAUUGUGCAAAAGCAAAAAAAUCGAACCCUAGCUAACUGGAAUUAAACAGAACGCCAGCGCUACAAAAUGGUCCAAAAUAAAGAUUCAUAACUCCAAAAUCUCAUCAAAUCUUGACUUACCUCAUUCCUCAGUAUUUAAUGUAAUCUUUUCAAGCUUGAAUUUCUGUGUUGGCGAUAUUAAACUCAUAAAAACAACCGAAAACAAGCUUGAUCUCGAGUACAUACUUCGAACACGAUGGGCGGUAUUUUGUUUCUCGCCCCAGUCCCCGCCGUGCAAAUUAUCCAUCCUGACUGCGAUCUCAAAGCCAUGUCCACCUUUCACAGCAGUUUGUGAGGAAACAAGCACAGUGACCCCCGAUUUUUUCCCAGGUAUUUGCUAAGAACAUGCACAGUCUAAUAAUUAUAAACAACAUAUUUGAAGAAGAAAAAAAGUUUGAUAGUAGAACAUGAUUUCUUUGGGGAAAGUAGUUUCGUAUUUGGUGUACUUGGGUCAAGGUGAGGACUUCAAGCUAACCAGGAAACUGUCCGAAAAAGCGCAAUAUCCCCACAACCAGGCAAUUGAAAACGAAUUAAAUGAAGCGAUACUGCUUAUUUGAAUAAAAGAAGCUUUAUGUUCAAAAUAAUUUUGUGUGUUUCAAGUAACAACGGCUUAAUUCUGUAAGAAGGGGAUUCAAAUUUGAAACCCACAACCAGUAAAAAUACCCCAGUUUGAGAGCCUGCCAACGUGUAAACAAACACGGUGACCCCAUCUUUUUAUUGCAUUUUUUUAAUGUUCAUAUCAUGAAUGUUGAUUAUGCCAAGUUUCAAAAAAAGUUUGAUAGUACAACAAUUUCCAGGGAAUUACCUUAAGACUUUAAAGGAAAGUUAAAACAACAAAACAGAAACAACAGAUGCCACGGAUGAACAAAACUGAAGAAGAUUGAAAAGGAUUGAAAUUAGGGUUUUUGAAAACUGUUCAGCCUAACAGUUUUUCAAAGUCAGGGCUUGAAAUAACUAUUGGGCAGGCACCGGACACAUUGUCCGGUCAAACGUGAUUUUGCUCGGACAUAGGCAUUUUUGGCCGGACAAAUUUAAUCCAUGUUAACUAGUUGCAAUAGAGGCUCCAUUUUGCAAGUUACAUGUUCUGUAUCAUUUUCAGCAACAGCAACUCUAAUUACUCAAAAAAAAUCGAGUGUGCAAAAAAUUAGAAGUUGUAGUUUUAUUACUCUUUGUUCUGUUACAUUGUAAGUCAGACACGUGGAUUGCAAGACACAACCUCAUCAUUAAGCAAACCAACUUUGGACUGGUUUAGUGAUUGUUUUGCAUUGGAAGUUGAAAUAUCAUGUUGUAAUACAUUUUAGCAAAUGCUGCUUUGUUUCUACAAAUAAUUUCAAACGGGCAAAUAAACUUGUGAAAUCAUUUGGUUCAAUAAAUCAAUCUCUCAAUUAACACGAUAAUAAACGCUAUUAAACGGAAUGUAAAUUAAUAUACAACUAUGUAAUAUGAUCCUGACUUACAAGUUUACUCUACCGUUCGGUUGAAUGCAAAUCUAGACUUCAGAGUGAUUUGUUGAAUGUGUAGCAUCUAUGUGUGUAAAAUUGCAUUCGAACAGGCCAAAUGACCGGACAACAUGUCCGGUCAUCCACGGAUUUGCUCGGACAAUGCUCGAUUCUGACCGGACAUUGUCCGUUGACCGGCCGUUAUUUCAAGCCCUGAAAGUUGAUCCCUGCUGCUUGCAACUUCAAAAAUAUUGCUUUGGAGACACAUCUAUUUGUCUCGGAUCUCUGAUUUGUCAAUUACAUGUAAUUUCUUUGCUUACUUUAAGUUCCAUAGCGAUUGAGGGCGAGUAAUUGGCAAAAUACAGCAAAAUCAGGGUGUCCAGUUCCUAUUUUUUCCUAUUUUUUGAGCAUCUUCCUAUUUUCUCCUAUUUUUUAACUAAAACCUCCUAUUUUUCCUAUUUUUUAGCUGGUGAAGCCAAAAUUUGUAACAAAAUUGAAAAUGGAAUUAUAGUUGUAUGUGUUUUAGAAUGAGAUUUAUCAUAAAACAAGUAGUAUAUUGACUUUGAUGUUCUAAUAUUUGCAAAAAUAAUAGUUACGUUUUUCUUUCAGUGACCUCUAUUGCCUUUUUGAGUUCUGUUAACUUUGUUGUGUUGUUACUUUUUGCAUAAUUUUUUAGUGCACCUACAUGUAUGUAGUGUUAUAGUUCUCAUGACUAUUGAAUUUAGUAAAAUCCAACUGCUGGUCUAUUUAUCAAUGCUGUGUUUUGAUUGGUUUAGAUUCGGCCUUCAGCCUCAUGGGCUAUUGACUCAGAGCCCGUUCAGGCUCGAGGAAUAAUUGUGUAUUGUUAAAUUAUUAUCGUGUAUAGCCCACUGAAACUUCAUUUCAAAAUCUGUACAUGUUAUAUUUUAUUUUGAAGUCUUGCUCACUUUUAUGCUCAUCUUUGAAACUGAAAACAGGAUCAAGUUGUCCUCUCACAACACAGGUCAGAUUUAUAAAUAAUCCAACCGGCUUCUUGUUGAAAAACCAAUCACAGGGUUGGCACAGUCUUGAAAAGUCCUUGAAUUUUAGGGGAAGUCCUUGAAAAGUCCUUAAAUUUCUGCGCAAGUCCUUGAAUUUUAGGGGAAGUCCUUGAAAAGUCCUUGAAUUCCAUUUUUCCUUGAAAAGUCCUUAAAUUUCUGCGCAAGUCCUUGAAUUUUCUUCAAUUUUAAUGUAGUGGCCUGGAAAGUUUCUUUUGAUGCUAUAAAUCAUAGCUCAGAAACUUCAAAGGUUAUUUAGUAUACAAAGUGCUCAAUGUUUUAUGCAAUAAUUAACUAUCAAUUUAAGACAAGUGAACUGAAAAAUGUAGAGAAGUUGGUGAAGUAAACAGUUCAAGCCUUAAAGCCUUAUUAGAGUUGACUGGGAAUGUGCAUUUAUGCACUAUCUGUGAAAUUAUAUUCCUAGUAGGUGGUCUUUGAAAAUCAAAUGCGGCCCUUAAAAAGUCUUUGAAAAAUAGUUGCAAUUUUUUGUAUGAACCCUGAAUCACUAGCUGGAUUCUGGAUGCUACAUGAAAAGAACAGAUUCAAGUUAAGUUUACAGCACCAGCUCUCUUGGUGAGCGCAUGUUAACAGCUAUUCCUAAGCAACUGACAAAGGAUCCAAUAUUUUGGUUGCGAAACAGGUCUUGCAGUCAUAUCUAAGCAGAGUGUUAUGUUCCUUUUUAGAACUUAACCAUGACACACUUACAAUCUGCUACCAAAUAGAUCAGUGUCAUUUGUGUACACCACAGAAAUCCUGGUUCUGUACUUAAAACUAUGCAGUCUUUUGACUCAAACAAGCAUAUUCUCAACCGUCUACCAAUUGCAGAUUAAUGGAAGGAAAGCUUUCUACAAGACUUUUUAGUCCUAGUUCAACAUUAAGCUUUUCAAAGAUUUGCUGCCAAUUUGAAGGGGAUUUGCAUAUGACCACCUUUGAUUAUAGAACCACACUUGACCUGUAAUCAAGCAUAUCAUUCUAAUUACAGCGUAACUGAGCCAAUAAACUGAAAUAAACUGAUCACUCCUUCUAAGCCGCGAAAGUUGAUCUAAAUCCUGCGAACGUAGAAGCUGAGGACUCGUAGCCUUUGUUACAACCCUAAUGGGGUGCAGGAAGACUAUCUUUGUCAACGAAAGUAGUAUUGAUUUUCCUAUUUUUUAUCACAAAAUUUCCUAUUUUUCCUAUUUUCUCAAUCCUGAGUUUCCUAUUUUCCUAUUUUUUUGACCAACACUGGUGCUGGACACCCUGCAAAAUGAACUGGACUGCCGUGACACAGCCCCUUUAAGUUAAAAGUCAGUUUCCAACCAUACAUAUGUGUAUACAGGGUUCUCAUUAUUUUCCAGUAGCCGGCUAAAAACUGGCUACUUGGAGGUUUGAGCCUUCUACUUUUUUGGGAAAUAGGGUAAAGUGAGAGAGUGAAGCCUCAAAUUGCCUACAAAACUCAGUUGGCAAGGUGCCUACUUUUACAUCCUAGCUGUCUACUUUAAAAUGUAAUGAGAACCCUGUAGUAUGUUAAUCAUAAUAAUUUAUUAUGUUUGUAUGUAUCGUCUUCUUGCCAAGCGGUAGUUAAAUGCUAAGAAGUAGUAUUUUUACUGGAGGGGGGAGAGGAGCCAUGACUGCAGAAAUGAUCGAUGUUUCCAUAAUUAUUAUCCAAAGUGAUCAAUCACCUUACAAGGUGGUCAAAGCAUUUUUUUCUACAAAAAUAAAGCAUUGUAAAUAAAUAAGACUAAAAUUAUGCCUAAAAUGACACACUUGCUCAAUUAAAACUCUCACUUUGCAAAAGUAGACUAAAAACCAACUACGGUAUAUUACAUUGCAUUGCAUGCACAUUAAUGCACCAAUUACAACUAUAAAAACCUUUCACAGGAGAACAUAGAUCUGAUAUUCUAAGUCAGCUUUGUUGCAUUGAUAAAUCUUAUAUAAUCCAUUUCAACUGCGUAGUAAUCACUUUUUACUUUUUUCCUUACCAACAGCCAACCACAAAUGACAAUUUUGGUGGUAGAAACAAUGUGAUCAACGUGAAGAAGUCUGACUUUGAAGUGUUUCAAGCUCUCGAGUCUGAUGCAAGCGCAAGUAUUGGUUCUGCUGGAUCAAUAAGUGAGUUACUAGCAAGGAUUAAAAUAUCAUAAGCUGUAUCAAAGGCUUGCACCACUUGCAGUUAAAUAGCAAAAAAUGCAAUCAUUCAAAACUCAACUACCCAUAAUUACAGUAUAUUAAUUGCCCCUUUUGAAUACAACUUGAGUCCCUUUUGUACUGGUUGUGACAUGAGCCUUAUGAAUCUAAUUUCUGCAGGGGGAAAAGAACACUCAAAAACUGUAAUUGAAUGAGUUCAAGAUCUGUAUAACAGCAACCCUCCAAGUUGCGACCAUUUUGGUCGCCAUGGCGCCUAAGAUUUUGGAACUAGCGACUUGAUUUGUAAAAAAGUCUCCCUAAACCAAAAGAGUUGGUUGCCAAAUGGUGAUAAAGCAAAAACUUUAACUUGGAGGGUUGAACAGGCCAGAGAAAAAUACACAAGAAAUACAAUCAUGGAGAGUUGACUAGAAAAUUCCAAUAAUAAUCUUUUUUUCUGCCUUCUACAUUAACCUGACCUGUUUAAAUUAAAAAGAAGUAUUCCAGAAUCCAUGGUGUCUUGCCCAAACUUUUUCCACCAAAACGAUUUAAGCCUGGUAAAUUCUCAGCAAAUGAAAUAUGUGGGAAGCAAAAAAGUGAAAGAAGGUGGUGAUGAGAGAAAGCAAAUGGUGACAUUAGACAGUGUUGAGUAACCACAGUGACCAUAAAACUAAAAAAUCUCAACAUUUUGUCUUUGACACUUGCUCAAACUUCAGAAACUGUUUUUUCAGGCUAUUGUAAGUAAUAUUAUUACUGUAUGUUAGCUCAUGGUUAUUCAGGGCUCAAAUAAAGUCCCAUUUGGUAGUCCAAGACAAGUAGAUGUCCUUGCUGGGCAAGUAACUUUAAAAGCUUUCCAUGAAGACAAAGGAAACCAUCUUAGAUUUCCAAAACCGGUCUUGCCAAUUAAACAGUUCUUAUUAAGACUCUGUGGCUAUCGUUCAUUGUUAGAGCCUAAAUCUCUUAACUUUAACAACAACUUUAAAGGAGUUAUACACGGUUAGGGUCGAGUGUCAAUAAUUUUACAAGCAAGUCAUCCUCUAACAAAAUCACUAACUAAGACGGGGACAGAAGUGACCCCUGGCAAGCAAAAAUAUAGGUGAGAGCUGCUUGCCCAAAGGACAAGCUGAAAUUCAAGGGUUUUUUUUUUUGUUUUUCCAAGCCUUAUUCUAACUUACAAUCUGCUUCCUUUACUGUUAUAGAGUCAUUGUCUGGAUCUCCCCCUGGUUCCUAUAGCCAGCUUAUUCCAUCACACCACACACCUGUUACAGUGCGUGACGGAAUGCACUCCAGUGUUCCUCCAGUACUUCCGCCUCACUUAUUUGGAACUAGCGACUUGAUUUGUAAAAAAGUCUCCCUAAACCAAAAGAGUUGGUUGCCAAAUGGUGAUAAAGCAAAAACUUUAACUUGGAGGGUUGAACAGGCCAGAGAAAAAUACACAAGAAAUACAAUGGAGAGUUGACUAGAAAAUUCCAAUAAUAAUAUUUUUUUCUGCCUUCUACAUUAACCUGACCUGUUUAAAUUAAAAAGAAUUAUUCCAGAAUCCAUGGUGUCUUGCCCAAACUUUUUCCACAAAAACGAUUUAAGCCUGGUUAAUUCUCAGCAAAUGAAAUAUGUGGGAAGCAAAAAAAGUGAAAGAAGGUGGUGAUGAGAGAAAGCAAAUGAUGACAUUAGACAGUGUUGAGUACCACGGUGACCAUAAAACUAAAAAAUCUCAACAUUUUGUCUUUGACACUUGCUCAAACUUCAGGAACUGUUUUUUCAGGCUAUUGUAAGUAAUAUUAUUACUGUAUGUUAGCUCAUGGUUAUUGAGGGCUCAAAUAAAGUCCCAUUUGGUAGUCCAGGACAAGUAGAUGUCCUUGCUGGGCAAGUAACUUUAACAGCUUUACAUGAAGACAAAGGAAACUAUAAGGAAACCAUCUUAGAUUUCCAAAACUGGUCUUGCCAUUUAAACUGUUACAGUUCUUAUUAAGACUCUAUGGCUACCAUUCAUUGUUAGAGCCUAAAUCUCUUCACUUUAACAACAACAUUAAAGGAGUUAUACACAGUUAGGGUCAACGGACAAUAAUUAGCAAGUCAUCCUUUAACAAAAUCAAUAACUAAGACGGGCAAGAAGUGACCCCUGGCAAGCAAAAAAUAUACGUGAGAGCUGCUUGCCCAAAGGACAAGCUGACAUUCAAGUUUGUAUUGUUUUGUUUUGUUUUUUUUUUGUGUCCAAGCCCUAUUCUAACUUACAAUCUGCUUCCUUUACUGUUAUAGAGUCAUUAUCUGGAUCUCCCCCUGGUUCCUAUAGCCAGCUUAUUCCAUCACACCACACACCUGUUACAGUGCGUGACGGAAUGCACUCCAGUGUUCCUCCAGUACUUCCGCCUCACUUGCUCCAUGUUAUACUCAACAAAGAGGUUGUGGAUCACAAUGACCCAUCACUGCUUCCUGAGCCAGAUCAUGUCUCUCUCAAUCAUCUUUAUGCACUCUCCAUCAAGGUAAUUACUGGUACAUGGUGUUAUUAAUGAAAAUCAUUAUUUUGCUUAAUUGGGCAUUUCCAGAAAAUAAUUUAUCCAUAACAUACCACGGACAGCUAAGUUUCAGAAUUCUGGGGGCAAGGGGGUUCUUUGAACUGGAAAUUCAAAGGCAUGCAUACUUACAAAAAACUAUUGGAAUCCCGCAGGUAUGGGGGUUUUAGAUCUUGAGUUUCCACAGGGGACAGACAAGAGUUUACUCCUUGAAAGUGCUUAUGUUAUGGACUACUUAAAAAAAAGAAAAAUGAUGAGAAAGAAAGCUUGAUAGAAAUUUUUUAGGCACAUACAUGUAAAACUAUAUUUACAAGUACAUGUAAGAAUGGUUCAUAGCACACUAACUGAUAACUGUAGUCUAAUGUGGCUUAGCUAAGCUUAUCAAGUACUUUUUGUUCUGUUUUGUUUGUUUACUUGCUUGCUUCUUUCAUUUUUAUGACAGCAUUAUUGAUGUAUCUAUUUUUACAUGUUUAUGUUCUAUUUUUUUUGGUAGGAUGGUGUGAUGACAUUGAGUGGAACUCAGCGGUAUAGGGAGAAGUUUGUCUCAACUCUUCUUUAUAAACCCAUCAAUUGUAAAUAG
Molecule: messenger RNA, 13492 nt
Organism: Porites evermanni
Lineage: Eukaryota; Metazoa; Cnidaria; Anthozoa; Scleractinia; Poritidae
Source: the annotation of a GenBank genome assembly